This is a messenger RNA of Erinaceus europaeus (western European hedgehog), 4035 nucleotides long. It is a transcript of the gene WDR35, whose product is annotated as WD repeat domain 35. Gene Ontology annotation, molecular function: protein binding. The record is from RefSeq and is a predicted model, not a curated record. Bases 132 to 3686 code for a protein of 1184 amino acids. The transcript is spliced from 28 exons. NCBI's taxonomy places the organism in Eukaryota, Metazoa, Chordata, Mammalia, Eulipotyphla, Erinaceidae. Gene Ontology annotation, biological process: protein localization to cilium; non-motile cilium assembly; intraciliary retrograde transport. Gene Ontology annotation, cellular component: intraciliary transport particle A; non-motile cilium.
GAAGCGGCCGUGCCGCCGAGGUUGCCCGGGCAACGAGAGCUUCCCCGCGCCUGGUUUCCGGCGGUCGGUCUGGGGGACGUUUCCUGGGGUCGCUCUUGACGUCAGGGGUCCGCAGCCCCGCGCUGCCCAGGAUGUUCUUUUAUCUGAGCAAGAAAAUUGCCAUCCCCAAUAACGUGAGGCUGAAAUGUGUAUCUUGGAACAAGGACCAGGGCUUCAUAGCGUGCGGCGGGGAAGAUGGGUUACUGAAAGUCUUGAAAUUGGAGGCGCAGACAGAUGAGGCAAAGCUGAGGGGUCUGGCGGCCCCCAGUAACCUUUCUAUGAAUCAGAAUCUUGAAGGUCAUAGCGGUUCUGUUCAAGUUGUAACUUGGAACGAGCAAUACCAGAAGCUGACAACCAGCGAUGAAAAUGGGCUUAUCAUAGUCUGGAUGUUAUAUAAAGGCUCGUGGUAUGAGGAGAUGAUCAACAACAGGAACAAAUCAGUAGUCCGCAGCAUGAGCUGGAAUGCUGACGGCCAGAAGAUCUGCAUUGUGUACGAAGACGGUGCGGUGAUAGUCGGCUCCGUGGAUGGUAAUGAGGGAAACCGUAUUUGGGGAAAAGACUUGAAGGGUAUCCAGCUAUGCCACGUGGCGUGGUCUUCCGACAGUAAAAUCUUACUUUUUGGAAUGGCAAACGGCGAAAUACAUAUUUAUGAUAACCAAGGGAACUUUAUAAUGAAGAUGAAGCUGAACUGCUUAGUGAACGCCACUGGCGCCAUCAGCAUCGCGGGGAUCCACUGGUACCACGGCACAGAGGGCUACGUGGAGCCAGACUGCCCGUGCCUUGCCAUUUGUUUCGACAACGGGAGAUGCCAAAUAAUGAGACAUGAGAAUGACCAGAACCCCGUCUUGAUCGACUCUGGCAUGAACGUGGUGAGCAUCCAGUGGAACCCCACGGGCAGCGUGCUGGCGGUGGCGGGCUCACAGAAGACCAUCGGGCAGGAGAAAGACGUGAAUAUCGUGCAGUUCUACACUCCGUUUGGCGAGCAUCUAGGCACUUUGAAAGUUCCCGAAAAGCAUUUGUCUGCAUUAUCUUGGGAAGGAGGUGGACUGAAAAUUGCACUGGCUGUUGAUUCUUUUAUAUAUUUUGCAAACAUUCGACCUGACUAUAAGUGGGGCUAUUGUUCAAAUACUGUGGUUUAUGCUUACACCAGACACGACCGCCCAGAAUACUGCGUCAUCUUCUGGGAUACAAAAAACAACGAGAAAUACGUUAAGUAUGUGAAGAGUCUCAUUUCUAUUACAACCUGUGGAGAUUUCUGUAUUUUAGCCACAAAAGCUGAGGAGAGUCAUCCUCAGGAGGAGAACGAGAUGGAAGCAUUUGGGGCAAUGUAUGUGCUAGUUCUUUGUAACUCUAUCGGCACGCCCUUGGAUCCCAAAUAUAUCGAUAUUGUACCAUUAUUUGUUGCGAUGACCAAAACUCACGUGGUAGCAGCUUCAAAGGAAGCAUUUUAUAUCUGGCAGUAUCGCGUCGCAAAGAAGCUCACAGCAUUGGAAAUCAACCAGAUUAUACGGUCUCGGAAAGAAGGGAGAGAAAGACUUUUUCAUGUUGAUGACGCUCCUUCAGGCUCAGCAAGUGGGGUCCUUGAUUACACUAAAGCCAUGCAGGGCACAAGGGACCCCAUUUGUGCCAUAACUGCAUCUGAGAAGACCUUGAUUGUGGGUCGUGAAUCGGGCACCCUUCAGAGAUACAGUCUUCCGAACGUCUGUUUGGUUCAAAAAUAUUCCCUUAACUGUCGGGCCCACCAGUUGUCCUUGAAUUGCAACUCUAGUCGUCUUGCUAUCGUAGACAUCUCAGGAGUCCUCACUUUCUUUGACCUGGAUGCUCGGGGAACAGACAGCACCGGACAGCAAGUCAUCGGCGAGCUAUUAAAACUGGAGAGAAAAGAUGUUUGGGAUAUGAAGUGGGCCCAAGACAAUCCUGACUUGUUUGCCAUGAUGGAGAAGACGAGGAUGUAUGUUUUCAGAAACCUGGAUCCUGAGGAGCCCAUUCAGACUUCUGGAUAUAUCUGUGACUUUGAGGAUCUGGAAAUCAAGUCUGUCCUUCUGGAUGAGAUGUUAAAGAAUCCAGAACAUCCCAGCAAAAUGUUCAUGCUUAACUUCGAGAUUCGGUCCCUGCGAGAUAGCCGGGCGUUAAUUGAGAAAGUUGGAAUUCAAGAUGCAUCGCAGUUCAUAGAAGAUAAUCCACACCCCCGACUCUGGCGUCUGCUGGCUGAAGCUGCUCUGCAGAAGCUUGAUCUGCAAACCGCAGAGCAAGCGUUUGUGCGCUGCAAAAACUACCAAGGCAUCAAGUUCGUGAAGUGCCUGGGCCAUCUGCAGAGUGAGGCCAUGAAGCAGGCGGAGGUUGCUGCCUACUUCGGCAGGUUCGAGGAAGCGGAAAGAAUGUACCUGGAGAUGGACCGGAGAGAUCUUGCUAUUGGCCUUCGACUGAAGCUAGGAGAUUGGUUCAGAGUUCUGCAGCUCCUGAAAUCGGGGUCUGGAGAUGCAGAUGACAGUCUACUAGAACAAGCCCACAAUGCCGUCGGAGACUACUUUGCUGACCGACAGAAAUGGGUGAAUGCCGUGCAGUAUUAUGUACAGGGACGGAACCAGGAGCGCCUGGCUGAAUGCUACUAUAUGUUGGAAGAUUUUGAGGGCUUGGAGAACCUUGCCAACUCACUUCCAGAAAACCACAAGUUGCUUCCAGAAAUAGCAAACAUGUUUGUGAGAGUCGGGAUGUGUGAACAAGCAGUGGCUGCAUUCUUGAAGUGCAGUCAGCCGAAGGCAGCAGUGGACACCUGCGUUCAUCUCAACCAGUGGAACAAGGCUGUUGAACUGGCUAAAACUCACAGUAUGAAAGAAAUUGGAUCCCUGUUAGCUAGGUAUGCCUCUCACUUGCUGGAAAAGAAUAAGACUCUGGAUGCCAUAGAGCUCUACCGGAAAGCCAAUUACUUCUAUGAGGCUGCCAAGUUGAUGUUUAAGAUUGCAGAUGAAGAGGCAAAGAAAAGGACCAAGCCUCUGCGUGUCAAGAAGCUCUACGUGCUGGCAGCGCUGCUUAUAGAGCAGUACCACGAGCAGGUGAAGAGUGCCCAGCGCGGGAAAGUGAAAGGAAAGAGUUCUGAGGCUACUUCUGCCUUGGCUGGCCUGCUGGAAGAGGAAGUUCUGUCUACAACCAGUCGUUUCACAGAUAACGCUUGGAGAGGGGCCGAGGCAUACCACUUCUUUAUACUAGCGCAGAGGCAGCUCUACGAGGGGAAUUCUGACGCUGCACUGAAAACAGCUCUCCGCCUGAGGGACUAUGAAGACGUCGUCUCCGCUGUGGAGAUCUACUCUCUGCUUGCCGUCUGCGCUUGCGCCAGCAGAGCUUUCGGCACUUGCUCAAAGGCGUUUGUGAAACUCGAAUCUUUAGAUGCUCUCAGUUCAGAACAGAAGCAACAGUAUGAGGACCUUGCUAUGGAGAUCUUCACCAAACACACCCCAAAGGACAGCAGGAAGUCUGAGCUGGACACCUUUCUUGAAGGGGAGGAUGGGAAGCUGCCCACAUGCGUGGCCACUGGAGGCCCAAUCACGGAGUACCAGUUCUGGAUGUGUGGUGUGUGCAAGCACUGCGUCAUGGCUCAGGAGAUCACCAAGUACAGCUUCUGCCCCUUAUGCCAUAGCUCCGUGGGGUGAAGGAGGGACAUGUCUCAUGUGACCGUCAGACACAGGUAGCAUGCAGACAUGGACCUCACUACACAUGUAACCAAGGCUCUUUUCUCUACAUCUCAUGAAAAUCAUCGUUUCUGCCGUAUUUUAUACAAAACUUUGUAUAUGUAUAUAUAUACACACACAUAGUUGUACAUAUAUAUAAUUUUGUCUAGAAAUACAACUAAGAAGUAAUAGAGUUGGAUGAUAGUAAUGAAGAAAUUUAUGGAAAUAGCUCUGCUUCCAUCUAUAGACUUUCAGUCGGCUAGUCAUUUUGUGGCUGAUACAUGAUACAAUGGGCAAUGGAAAAUUUCCGAAUAAAGACCUUUUUUCCCCC